CAUAACCACCAUUUUAUUUCUCUCUCUUCUAGCUCAGCUGAGGAUGAGGUUGUCAAGAGACUUACGAGUCAGUUUUCAGCUGAAACUCAAACCCGUGACGACGAAACACACAUGUUAAAAUACAUUGAUGAUGAAAUUGCUAGGAGGAAGGGAAAACAAGAUGAGGAGACCGUACUGUCUGAGUAUGAAGCUAAGAUUGCUUCGUUAUACAAGAUACCAGAAAAGUAUCAAGUUGAGGAUUCCAAGCGGUCGGAAGACAUGCUCUCAAAUCAAAUGCUGUCUGGCAUACCAGAAGUAGACCUUGGGCUGGAUGCCAAGUUUAAGAAUAUCGAAGAGACAGAGAUAGCGAAAAAGAAAAUGGCAGAAGACAAAUUAAAAAUGAAGGACAAGCAAACUUCCAUGAUACCCACUAACUUUGCAUCUAAUUUCACCCACCACAGCCUCAGAUUUUUUAAAGACAGAGGCAGAGGUCAUCAUCGAAGAGGAGGAGGAGGAGGGAAGAGGUCACAAGAAGAGGAGGAGACUGAGUCACGUGACCAGCCAUCGUUCAUACCAGUGGUUGGGUCGUUUGAUGAACCUGAACUCAAACCAACCACAAGAGACGAAGGAGGAGGUGGUCCUAAUACUAAGAAGAGAAAACCUGGAGCUGAUCACAGUCAGCUACCAACAGAUGACUAUCAUUUUGAUAAGUUUAGGAAGAAAGCAAAGUCUCACAGAUGAUAAUUGAUGUUUAUUUUUAAUUUAAUGAUCACUGCAAACAGGAAGAUCUUGUCUCAAAAAAAA
Messenger RNA from Amphimedon queenslandica, 783 nucleotides. RefSeq lists its product as uncharacterized. NCBI's taxonomy places the organism in Eukaryota, Metazoa, Porifera, Demospongiae, Haplosclerida, Niphatidae. Gene Ontology annotation, cellular component: spliceosomal complex. Gene Ontology annotation, biological process: mRNA splicing, via spliceosome. The record is from RefSeq and is a predicted model, not a curated record. Bases 112 to 720 code for a protein of 202 amino acids. The transcript is spliced from 6 exons.